AACAGCAUUAUAAAAGUAGAUACAUUCUAUGCAUUUAAAAAUAUUUCAUAGUAUUCUGUGAAUGAUGAAACGUCUCAAACGGACAUUUUCUGAAAAACUUGGUCGUCUAGCUUCAUCGGGCGAGGACAAGGAUAAAACCAAGUCAAAGAAUGACAGUCCGGACUCUAUCGAGUUUGCGAGUGAUUUUGCUUCGUCAGCAUCAGAUUCUGUUCUUCAAGACAUUUGCGAGUGUCAACCAGUGCAAUGGGAUAAAAAUGAGAACAGCAUGAUUCUCAAUAAAGCUCUGCUUGAUGUAGAAGAAAAAAACCAAAGAAGCAACAGUUGGGGUCAACCCUCGAACAUAUGUGAAAAAUGUUCCAAGAUUGAGGUGAAUAUGUACCAUGCCAACAGUUUCCAUGGUAACAGAGGUGCAUUGUCAUUAUUAUCUGAAGAUCAAACUACAGACAAUUAUGUUCCGAAGCUGAGAUCGAAAUCUGAGAGCUUGCAUUUAAGAAAAGGUUCUGGUCGACGAUAUUCUACACCUGCAUAUACUGAUCCGAAUUCUCCGUUUGGAAAAAUUGACAGUUACGAAUUUUUAGAACUCCUUGGAGAAGGAUCGUAUGCAACUGUGUACAAAGGAAAAUUCAAAGAUUCUGAUCAAACUGUUGCGCUGAAAAAAGUAGCGUUAAAUUCUGAGGAAGGGACUCCUUUUACAGCGAUACGAGAAGUGUCGCUUUUGAAGACAUUAAAACAUGCGAAUAUUGUAACUUUAUUCGACAUAAUUCAUACAAAUUCGAAUCUAACCUUAGUAUUUGAGUUCAUGCACACUGACUUGAGUUUAUAUAUGGAGAAUAUGGGGUGUACAAAAGGAAUAAACCCUCGCAACGCUUGUCUUUUUACGUUCCAAUUAUUGCGUGGUUUACAUUUUUGCCAUAAGCGGAAAAUUUUACACCGAGAUUUAAAACCUCAAAAUUUGUUAAUAAGUGAGAUUGGGGAAUUGAAAUUGGCUGAUUUUGGACUCGCUAGAGCAAAAUCAAUUCCCACCAAUACUUAUUCUAAUGAGGUGGUUACACUGUGGUACAGACCUCCCGACGUACUUUUGGGAUCUACUGACUAUACAACUUCUCUUGACAUGUGGGGAGUUGGAUGCAUUUUCCUUGAAAUGUUGACGGGUACACCAGUCUGUCCUGGACAAACUGAUGCCUGUGAUCAGCUUGGAAAGAUAUUUGACCUUCUUGGAACUCCGAAUCCGUCCACCUGGUCUCGUUUAACAGACCUACCACAUUAUCAUGACUACUAUUAUUCUUGUUUUCUGAUCCCAAGACAUGAAAUUCAACUUUGUGUUUUAGUGUCUGUAUUAUCAGUGAUUGAAUUUGGAGAAGAAUUUGCUAGCAGUUUAUUAAAAUUCGAACCGACACAAAGAUUGAGUGCAAUGGAAGCUAUGAAGCAUCCAAUGUUUAGUCGUUUGCCACACGAGAUUCAUGGACUUGCCGAUAACGAAUCAAUAUUUUCUAUUAAAACCAUUAAACUUAUACCAGAAGACAACAGUAGUUCUUCUCCAGAAGGUCUUCAUGUUGACAUGGGGUAACAAUAAAGCUUUUUAUUGUUCAAGUACUCUACUAUGCCUCUAUUGUGUCUUUUAAUUAUGCAUGAAAAUCUGUAAUGUUGAAUGUAAGAUCAGUAUUAUAUUACAGUGGGUGAUGCAGCUAGAAUAACACUGAAUUUCACGUUCAUUUUUCAAUGUUUUCAUUUGUUUUUUGACUUGGAUUGAAAUUUUUGACAGUGAACACUGAGUGGGCUUAUGCAGCAUAAUAAUGGUAAUAUAUUAUAAUUCAGUCUACAAUAUUGCAGUAUAUUUUUAUGUUCCAACAAACUAUAGUUGAAACCUUUUUGAUUCUAUACUGAACUUUUCUUGAACUCUUUUUCCAUGUGUUGUGCUGCUAUCCAUAUGGAAGCGUGUAUAAGGUGAAAAAAUAAGUGUACAAUGAACAAAAUUCAUGAUUCUUUUUCUGAUUACUAAUGUUAUGAUAGCGUAUCAUCUAAUUGGCUACAAAAAGGGGGGAUGGGGUUUAUUUGAACUUGGGGGUUUUCUUUUACUUGCCCCGACUAGACUAAUUCAAACAAAUUGAUUUAUUACUGAUUAAUCUAUUAUAAAGAAAUGAAUAAAUAAAUAGCUUCUUGAAAAGAAUUUACCCAUAUUAUAUAUUGAGCAUUUCAAAUUUGUUUAAAAUUUUGUCUCCCUUUCCUCUCAUACAAUGUUAUUUAUCAGUGCAAUUUUGCAAAUAGGUAUGAGAAGCAAUGGAAAAAUAUACCUUUGUUGUUGACUAUAUGGGUAAUUGUUUGGUAGCAAUCAAUGGAAUCGUUUUCUCUUGUAUUUGAGGCGUUUUUGUUCCACUUCACCAUUCAUUUAAUAAUAUACAGGGUGUCCAUAAAGUCCCUUUACAAUUUCAAUUUCGUUAUGAAGUCAGUUCUCAAUAUAUCUUAACCAGGUUUGUUGUUUUUAAUCAGUAAUUGUUCAAGAAUUUUUACUUCAUUCAAUACAUCUGUGAGGGCCAAAACAAUAUAUAGUAUCGAUAAAUUUCCUUUGCAAUUUUAAAAAAUAUCAAGACUUUAUGGACACCCUUUACUUCAGCAGUAUAUUGUGACUCUCAUAACAAUAUUAUCUGGAAGAUAUCGUGAGUAGUUAGCAACACUUGACAGUAACAGCUGUUACAUUCAUUCAAUCUCCACUUACUGUAUAAUUUGACAAUUGGAAUCUCUUAAUAAACUUCAGUCACUUAAUUUCUAUAUAAAUUAAAAGUCCUAGUGAACUGGAUGGAAUUAUUCAUCAUUAAACUUAGUUGAACUAUUUUUUGAAAUCAAAAAUGAAUUACGAAUAAAGCUUAUCACUUGUGAAUAGCGGUUAUAUACCCUUUGUGUAGAAUAUAAUAAUAUGUGACCUAUGAUAUAAUUAUGGUUGAGUACUUACUAUUCUAAAACUGUAUGUGACUCAUAUAGUGGGAAAUAAAUAUAGAUUCAGCUAUAGUAAAUAAAAGUUAUAAAAAAAGUUAUUUGGUAUAAUUUUUGUGAAUUGUAUUUGGCCAUUUCUGCUAAAUCUUACUGUCUAAAAUGCUUAAGAGUAGAAACAUAUGCAAAUGUGAAUUUUACAUUUUAGCUUUCUAUUCAGUUAGUGUAAAUCGAGUUAGUUUUCACACAAUUUAGGAGGUUGCUGUAUUUUGCAAUUUCACUUUAAAAUAAGUCUAUAAAGUUAGAAAAUUAAUGUAGUAAAAUUCAUUAAAUUUUGGCUUUUUGGGCCAUGAUUGCAAUUCAAAAUCGGAACAUUUAAAAAAUAGAAAUUUUUAUUAUUCUAAUUCGCAUUAAUUUGACUAACCGGUAAAUUGAAUUUAUUAUGGAUGUUAUUAUUGAGCCGUCAUCAUAUUUCCAACACUUAUUGCACAGGGUUUCCAUAAAGUCCAUUUAUAAUUUCAGUUUUGUUUGUUAUGAGGUCAGUUCUCAAUAUAUCUCAACCAGGUAUGUUUACCAGGUUU
Messenger RNA from Styela clava, 3506 nucleotides. The record is from RefSeq and is a predicted model, not a curated record. NCBI's taxonomy places the organism in Eukaryota, Metazoa, Chordata, Ascidiacea, Stolidobranchia, Styelidae.